CAGAGAGGGGCCUCUGACCCCAUCCAGACCCAGAGUCCCGCCCUCUGGCUGUGACUGACAGAUAGCAUCGGUGUAUCAUGGCUCCUUAUCAGCCGGCUCUGCCUGAUCCCUCUGAUCUGGGAUCAGCCCCCGCAGCCAGAGAUGGCCACUCUAUGUUGCCUGCAAGUCAUUGGGUGUGUAUUUCUUGGAGGGGGUGAGCUCAUGCUUUCAAUAUAAAGACGCAUUGAGUGAAGUGGGACCAUGGGCCAAGUCUGGAGUGUGAUUGUGCUGCUGAGGCACACAUCCAAACUCAGGUGGGGUCGGACCUCAGGGUGAGUUAUAGGAGGGGUGGUGCAUGGAAGAUGUCUGGAAAACGCGACUGGACUCCAUGGAUAAGAAAAAGAAGCGUCCCCGUGUUGUGCGCUCUGGGCACAGUUCUGCUAUGUUGCCUUCAGAGCAGCGCUUCAGUCGUUGAUGAAGUCCCGGAGUUCACCGAGGAGCCCGUCUCAGUGGUGCAGAAGCUUGGAGGCAGCGUGAGCCUGCGCUGCGCCGCCCGCCCCGCGUCCGCCUCCAUCAGUUGGCGCCUGAACGGCCGGCAGCUUGUGGACGGAGACCUCGGCGUGGCGCUGGGGCCCGGAGGCUUGUUCAUCGCCACGCUGUCCAAUGUGACGUUAGGCCGCUACCAGUGUGUAGCCAGCAACCGGGUUGGGGCCCUGGCCAGUGUGCCCGCUGACGUCACCGCAGCCAAGCUGCGUGACUUCGAGCCCGACGACCAGCAGGAGAUCGAGGUGGACGAAGGCAACACGGCCGUAAUCGAGUGUCACCUCCCGGAGAGCCAGCCCAAGGCGCAGGUCCGCUACAGUGUCAAGCAGGAAUGGCUGGAGACAUCCAAAGGGAACUACCUCAUCAUGCCAUCAGGGAACCUGCAGAUCGCCAACGCCACACAGGAAGACGAGGGCCCGUACAAGUGUGCCGCUUACAACCCCGUCACCCAGGAAGUCAAGACGUCGUCCUCGGCCGACCGCCUGCGCAUACGCCGCUCCACGUCAGAAGCGGCCCGCAUCAUCUACCCGCCGGCGUCGCGCUCCAUCAUGGUGACCAGGGGCCAGCGGCUGGUGCUGGAGUGCGUGGCGAGCGGCAUUCCGACGCCGCACGUGACCUGGGCCAAGGACGGCCAGGAGCUGCGAGUCCACAACAACACCCGCUUCCUGCUCAGCAACCUGCUGAUCGACGCAGCCGCCGAGGGAGACUCGGGAACGUACGCCUGCCGGGCCGACAACGGCAUCGGCGCCGCCGUCGCCGCCACUGUGCUCUACGACGUGCAAGUGUUUGAGCCUCCUCAGGUGGCGGUGGAUCUGCAGCAGCAGGAGGCGGCGUUCGGCGAGACGGUGCGCUUCACCUGCCAGGCCCGCGGCAAGCCCGUGCCCGCCGUCACGUGGCUGCACAACGCCGUACCCCUGUCGCCGUCGCCGCAACACCGCCUCACAUCCCGGAUGCUGCGCGUCGCCAACGUGGGCCCGCAGGACGAGGGCCUGUACCAGUGCAUGGCCGAGAACGGCGUGGGCAGGUCGCAGGCGUCCGCGCGACUCAUCACCAUAUCCACUGGGAUUCCACCCAGGGCCAAGCUGCCCCUCAUGUAUCGCCCGCUCAGCCCGGACAAAGUUCUGAGGGAGCAGCCGCCCGUGAGGCCCGGCGCCGCGGGGGCCACAUUGCCUCUGGACUGCGCGACGCUACCGGGUCAGAUCCUGCCCGCCGAGGCGCCCAUCAUCCUCAGCCAGCCUCGUACGGGCAAAGCCGACUACUACGAGCUCACGUGGAGGCCGCGGCACGAGCGGGGAGCCCCUGUGCUGGAGUACAUGAUCAAGUACAGAAAGGUGGGCGACCCGUUGGCCGAGUGGACGUCCAGUAGCAUCUCGGGCUCCCUGCACAAGCUGACGCUGGCCAAGCUGCAGCCGGACAGCCUCUACGAGGUGGAGAUGGCAGCCAAGAACUGCGCCGGCUUGGGCCAGCCGGCCAUGAUGACCUUCAGGACGGGAAAAGGUCGUAAAGGAUUAGGAGGUCAUAAUGAUCUGCCUAAAACUCCCGCGGUUCCGUCGCCAAGCCUUUCGCUCUCCUUUUCACUUCUGUCUGCUGGAUGGACUCUCACUCCUGAGGCGCCGGACAAGCCGACGGUGUCCACGGCGACGGAGACGUCCGCGUACGUGACGUGGAUCCCGCGCGGCAACCGCGGCUUCCCCAUCCAGUCGUUCCGCGUUGAAUACAAGAAAGUGAAGAAGGCGGGAGAGGACUGGGUGACGGCAGUGGAGAACAUCCCGCCCUCGCGGCUCUCAGUGGAGAUCACUGGCCUGGAGAAAGGAACGUCAUAUAAGUUCCGGGUGGUGGCGGUCAACGUGAUCGGGUCCAGCCCGCCCAGCGCCCCCUCCAAAGCCUACACGGUGGUGGGCGGGAGGACCCACGAACGCCCCGUAGACGGACCCUACAUCACCUACAACGAGGCCAUCAAUGAGACCACCAUCAUUCUUAAGUGGACGUACACGCCGGUGAACAACACGCCCAUCUAUGGGUUCUACAUCUACUACCGGCCCACCGACAGCGACAACGACAGCGACUACAAGAAGGACGUGGUGGAGGGCGACCGCUACUGGCACUCCAUCGGCGACCUGCAGCCCGAGACGGCGUACGACAUCAAGAUGCAGAGCUUCAACGAGAAGGGCGAGAGCGACUUCGGCAACGUGGUCAUUCUGGAGACCAAGGCCCGCCCCCACCACCACAGGCCCGCCCCCUCCGAGGUCCCCAAGCGCGACACUGGCCGCUCUGCGGGCGGCCCGGUGCCUCGGCCCGGCGACCUGCCCUACCUCAUCGUGGGCGUGGUCCUGGGGGCCUUCGUCUUCAUCAUUGUCGCCUUCAUCCCCUUCUGCCUGUGGCGGGCCUGGGCCAAGCAGAAGCAAAUGUCGGACUUGUGCUUCCCCGCUGUGGCCGCACCGGUGUCGUCGUCGUGCCAGUACACUAUGGUGCCCCUGCAGGGUCUGGCCCUGGUGGGGCACUGCCCUGCUGACGGCCACCUGACAGUCCCGCACGCCGUUUACCCUCCCAACGGAGAUUACGGGCACAACGGCAAAGCCCGCCACAACCAGCACCUGACCCGUAGUUUACGCCCGGAGGAGGCGGACUGCGACACGGAGUGCGACACUUUGCUCCCGCACGGACUCGCCAAUGGGUACUUCUCCGCCAGACAUCCGGACGGCUACGAGCAGACGUUCCGGUCGGCCGACGAUUCCUCGUGCCGGAUUCUAGCGUGUUCCCGUCACCUGGACGGCGCGCAGGACGCGGACGCGGCUGGGGCCGAGGAGGAAGAGGCGCUUUCCCAAAAACUGGCGUUUUUCCCACCCGUCGUAUCUCUGGAAGAUGAAGGAAUUUUCACCGCGUCGUCGUCGACAGCCACGACGCCGCGAUCCCAAGACGCUACAGCACAGGAAGCCGACGUCCUGCCCAGUGAAGCGAUGUACGCGUAAUAACAACAAAACAAGACUGUUUCAAAAGAAAUCUAUUUAUUUUUGUAUCGCAGAUAUUUAUAUAUUUAUGUCUUUGUACAUACUGUAUGUUUGAUAACUGUAUAUAAGGUUAUUUUCAUAUCGAAAGAGGCUCUAUUCACAAGUCCCACCCUUUUGUCACCAGCUAUUAAAUAAAAAAAUCUUUUUAUGCACAA
Molecule: messenger RNA, 3685 nt
Organism: Phyllopteryx taeniolatus (common seadragon)
Lineage: Eukaryota; Metazoa; Chordata; Actinopteri; Syngnathiformes; Syngnathidae
Gene: boc
Product: BOC cell adhesion associated, oncogene regulated
Exons: 20
Coding region: 342-3491 (1049 amino acids)
Biological process (GO): axon guidance; cell-cell adhesion; nervous system development
Cellular component (GO): axon; plasma membrane
Molecular function (GO): protein binding
Source: RefSeq, a predicted model, not a curated record